Brienomyrus brachyistius is the source of this 5684-nucleotide messenger RNA. It is a transcript of the gene usp6nl, whose product is annotated as USP6 N-terminal like. The transcript is spliced from 15 exons. NCBI's taxonomy places the organism in Eukaryota, Metazoa, Chordata, Actinopteri, Osteoglossiformes, Mormyridae. The record is from RefSeq and is a predicted model, not a curated record. Bases 541 to 3246 code for a protein of 901 amino acids.
GCAUUAACGGAGUUAUUAAUGUGACGGGGAAAUUUCGGAUUCUGUGUAAUAAUGUGUAAACUUUCAUUAAUGACACCCCCGCGAAGACAGGCAGCACCUUGCCUGUGCGCGAAGGCUGGGUCGCUGACGCAGGCGUGCGGCCAGUCCCGACCCACAGGUAGGGAUCACACAGCACAGUCCCGGCUCCAUACUGACACGCUCUGCCGCAGCGCCUUUCCCCAUCCAGUACGGCCGGCGGGAUAAGACCAGCUGGCGGCGCAUUGCUACCUGGAUCUUGGACCGAUUACAACGCGCCCCGCAGCGGCGUCCACGGCGAGCUGGCCGUGCGCUCAGAUGUGCCCGGACGGCGGGGACUUCCUGGUGUGGGAUCGAUGGGAAUUUUCGCCUCUGGUUUGAAAGGGGGACAAAACAAACUCUCUGGACGAUGUGCAGGAGGCGGGCGCGGGCGCUGUAGAUCAAGGUCAUGACUGCCUCCAGGAGUGGACCUGUGACCAACAAGCUCACCUGUAUUGAACUUCGCCUGUGCCCUGGGCUCCCACCAUGAGUUCUGAGGCAGAGCAGGAUGCAGUGAUAAAGCUUGAACAAGAGCGGGCAGAGAUUGUGGCCAAAUAUGAUAAGGGCAAAGAUGGCACUGAAGUGGAACCAUGGGAAGAUGCAAACUUCCGUCUGUACAAGGUCAUCGAUAGGUUUGGCUUCCUACAUGAGAUCGAACUUCCAUCCUUUGACUCUAUGGAAGAAAAGCAAAAGCACCUGGAAAUGGACAGAACGACAAAAUGGCUGAAGAUGUUGAAGAGCUGGGAUAAAUAUAAGAAUACGGAGAAGUUGGUGAAAAGGGUCUACAAGGGCAUCCCACUGCAGCUCCGGGGUGAGGUCUGGGGCCUCCUGCUGGACGUGCCCAAGAUGAAGGCAGAUAAGAAAGAUUAUUAUGAGAAACUGAAGGUCAAAGCCCGAGCAAUAUCCCCCGACAUCCGGCAGAUCGACCUGGAUGUGAAUCGCACGUACCGCGACCACAUCAUGUUUAUGAACCGCUACGACGUCAAGCAGCAAGCUCUGUUCCAUGUCCUCACAGCCUACUCGGUUUACAAUACAGAAGUCGGCUACUGCCAGGGUAUGAGUCAGAUCACCGCCCUGCUGCUCAUCUACAUGAACGAGGAGGACGCCUUCUGGGCGCUGGUCAAGCUGUUAUCCGGGCAGAAGCACGCCAUGCACGGGUUCUUUGUUCCUGGCUUCCCCAAGCUGCUGAGGUUCCAGGAGCACCAUGACCACGUCCUGAAAAAGAUGCUGCCCAAGCUGAAGCAGCAUUUGGACAGUCAAGAAGUGUUUACCAGUUUGUACACCAUGAAGUGGUUCUUUCAGUGUUUCCUAGACAGAGCCCCAUUCACGCUGACGCUCAGAUUGUGGGAUAUCUACAUCCUGGAAGGGGAGCGGGUGCUGACAGCCAUGUCCUACGCGAUCCUGAAGAUCCACAGAAAGCAGCUGUUGAAGUUGUCCAUGGAGGAGCUGGUGGAGUUCCUGCAGAUCACCCUGUCCAAAGACUUCCUCAUGGAGGACGACGCUGUUAUCGAGCAGCUGCAGAACUGCAUGUCUGAACUGCGGCGGGCCAAGCUGGAGCUGCCCACGCCCGGUAAAGAGGAGGAAUUUCCCAAGAAGCCGCUGGGUCAGCUCCCGCCUGAUUCCACCAUCGAGCACCUAGUCAACGGUCAGAGCCACCGUGGUAAAGCUGAGAGUGAGCAGAAAGCAGUCGGCGUCUCCCCGGAGAAGAUCCCGGAAGCGAGUUCGGUGGCUGGGUCUGAAGCCGGUCCGGGGACAGAUGAGGGUGCGCGGACGGGACCGGAGGCAGUCGCGAAGGCAGAGCCGGAGCAGCAGAGGCAAGGCCGGCCCAACAGCAAGGCCAGGAGGGACUCGCUCGAGAGGAUGGUGCGACAGCACAGGAGUGAGAAGGAGGCGCGGUCCCGGGCAUCGGGAGAGGCAGAAGCCCCAAAGCCUCCAUCGAUGCCCAUCUCUACUACUACUACUACUACUACUACUACUACUACUACUACUACUACUACACCAGCACAGAAUGGACCGAGCAGUACUCCCGCCACGGCCAACGGAGUGACCAACACUCGCGUCCGAGAUAUCACCCCACGCUGGGUGAAGCCCUCUGAGACCAAGCUUGAAGCAGCUAUGUCAGCCGGCACUGAGCACAGCAAGCGCCACGGGGUGUUCUACAGCCAGAGCAGCACACCGUCACGCUCUCCCUCCGUCCUGGACGAAAGCCAGUUCUUUCAGCGACAGACCCGGCUACGGUCCAGCGGUUUUGCAUCCGAAUCCAACAGGGGCUCCAACGGCUCACAGUAUGACAACGUCCCAGGUUCGGAGAUUAACGUCGUGGAGAUCCCGCGACCCCAGAUCCUGCAUGGUGAGGCACAGCUGAGGCAGGGCCCAAUCUGGACCGGUGGCACUACAAUCAGAGCCAGCACUGGCCAACAGAGGCUUGGGCUGCCUCUGGACAAUGUGGGCCCUGGACCCAUGGGUCAAACUCCUCGGCACAUCCCCAGCAGUCCCCGGCGGUACCACGGUGCUCCAGUGCUGCAGGACUCUCGACGGGACGGGCGUUCUUUGGAGUACAGCGCCUCCAUGAAGUACCACCCUGCAGAGCGUCCGCACAGGAUGAAUCCAGCACCCCUGGAAGCCAUGCCCCCAGAGCAGCAUCAGUAUGGCACUAACCUGCACGUGCCCACCAGCUUCUCACCUGACCAGGUCCUUGCCAACAGUUCCUACACUACUUAUCGGCAUCCAUCUCCCCCACACGCUAGUCACGCAGCAAGGAUUCCUAUGGGACAGAGUGCACAUGCGCAGCCGGACGGUACUCUUGCCUACUCAAGAGCGCCCCCUAGGGUGACUAAUGCACCCGUUUACCUUCUGCCCCACAGUGGACAUGAGGCCUCCAGGAGGGCAGACCGGCUGCCCUCUCACUGGGAGGAACAGCAGCACAGGGGCUGGGGGUUGCAGUGGGGACCUGCACAUGACGUUUUACACCACCGGGGGAAUAUUCCCAGAUCUCCCAGCUUCCACAAGGCACAGCUGUCCCCCCAUGAGGAGUUUUCCUACCCUCCUAGCCCAGACAGACUCCACCACUUCAGGACACAUUAUCAGGAGCAGCAGAUUUUGCCGAGGCAGCAGCUCCCUCCAGUGUUCGGAGGCCCACACUACAGGCACCCCGCAGAAGCCUUUGCCAUGCAGGAGACAAUGCUACUCUGAAGAAAGGGAUGUAAGGCAGAACUAAUUGACUUGAAUCAUCAAACACACAUUUUGAUUUUUUUAUUAUUUUCUUUUUUGUUUUCUGUGACUGACCCUGAGUCAAAAUCAUGUGACACCGGACACCCACCCCCAAAAACGUUUUGGAAGUCAGCUGAAACUUUUGAAAAUCAGCUGGAAAUUUGUAUUCUGUUGUCGUAUUGUUAACAGCAGAUGAGCUUUGAGCUCAGUUGAGUUCAUUGUAAACUGAGUUUUACCCUCUGAGCUGUGAAAAAUCUGCACCCCCCCCCCACACACACAGUGUGUCGAUGUUUACUCUGGGAGUGAGAAAUACAAAUGACUUCUGAAAUGUUAAUUUUUUUUUUUUUUUGACAUCCAAAUUUAUUUAGAAUUUUCUUCUCUAUAAUAUGCUUGUGAAUUUGAAGGUGAGUCUCUCCUGAAUAGCAAAUAUUAAGUAACAUGGCAGAAAAAUAGAUACUGUUUUCGUUCUUUCAUUCAGACCUGCUAGGCACUACCACCGGAGUGGAGUACGGUCAUCGCAUGUCCUUUGCUCUAGCUGGCACUGUCUGGUGCUUCUCUGGAAUCAGCAGGCUGAGUGGCUUUUGCACGUCUGCAGGAACCUCCACAUCCAGACAUCGGACCCUUGGGUGGGGGUGGACAGAGAAACCCCAUAUUUUGUCUUUUCCAAAACCCCUUUUAUUUCCCUGUGAUGUGCAGGGCAUUAUGGGAAAGAGUACAGUUACCAGCAUUUUGGGUCUUUAUUGAUCCCGACUUGGACUAACAUGCCUGCUUCAGGGGUGACGUGUAAGGAUGGGGUUACAUACCAGCUCAGGACUCGUGGCACUACUAAAUAAACGCUAGCGGCUGUGGAGAAACCGCAGCCUGAAGUCGGUCCCUGUUUCACUGACUCGCUUUCAAAGGUGCUACACUUCAACAGUUUGGGCAACAUUGGGACGCUAGUAUUUAGCUGCUGAGAAAAUGUUACCUCAAUAUUUUGGGCAAGGAACGCUAAUCCAUGGUUAGUUUUUAUUAUCGUGGGAGAUGUUGACUAGCAUUCUUUUUCAAUGUGCUAUAUAUUUGGGGGUUUUUUUUUAUGUGCGCAAAGGAUCAGUUGAAGUGUGAGUAUGCUUAACUGCAUCUUUUGAGGUUGAAGAUGAAUGUAAAGCAAGCAAUUCAGGAUUGCUGCUUAUGAAAGAUCAGAGACCAUUUAUUCCUGUGGUCCCCAUAAGGAGGUCAGUCAGAAGAGUCUGUGAUUCCCAGCUGCAAAUUGGGUCCCACGUGAAAUAUUACCUUGCUGGCAUUGCUACAGAGAUUGUGUUGCUCCUGUAGAUUAGUUGGGUGGCCUACAGAGGGCGCUGUGGAGCUCACAGUGCCAUGCACAGCCCUCCCCUUGGUAGCAGUGUCGUUUGUAUGAGCAGAAUCGCCUUGUUUCUGAUUCCUACCUUCCCAGUAGGUUAUAGUGGACGGGAACAAGUCGAGUGCAGAUUAAUGAACCAGGAAAACUAUGCCGCUGACUUUGUCCCGCAUCUCCACCACUGGCCCAUUACACUGUCUAUUUUGCAUGUUUAUUGUAGACACGCGUGUCUCGGGUUUGGUUUCACGACCGACUCACUGCUGUAUCCACACUUACUGUCCCCCGCUGACGUAGGUCUUCCUUCCACAGGCUCACAAACCAAAGUCUAUGUUUCUUUGGAAAAUUGCUCUGGACAGUUUUCACUUUGGGGCAGAAAGAUGCAAACCACAGUGGUGGGUCUGCACUUGUAUAUAACGACUAUAAAAAACUGUUCGUUUUUUUUUUUUUUUCUCAGUUCAUUUUGGCAAUUUUUAUUUUUAAUAUAUGACUUGUGUUUGCCGGGAAUGUUGCUGAACACCCUGGUCCUUGUGUGCUCUUUACUAAUAAUCCAGGUCGACUUGUUUUCAAAGGGCAUUAGUUGAUCUUUUUUCUUUUUUUUUUUCCCUGAGAUGUAACUGACAGAAUUUCUGAGUGAUUUCUGUAUUUAAAAGCAGAGAACUCUGGCUCCUCUCUACUCAGAUGCAAUUUAUGGGCCACAAACCUAUUUCCACUGUGACUUGCAAAUGUUCCUCCUUUUAUAGUCGGUGUGUGACUACUGUACUGUCUGGUUUUAAAGCGACACGCACCAAGGGCAGGGCUGUUCUGGAUUACUGGGUGAAACUGAUGCACUCAUUGGCUGGCUGGAUGGAAUCUUGCCAACUUAUUACCUUGCAUGAAAGCUACUUUGGGGCUUGAUUUGUACAUUCUUCAGGUAAAUCUCCAUUUACGCAUGUUUGCAAUAGCGUUAUGUUAAAGGACCAUCACCGUUCUGCUCUCCUUGGUUAGCCAGAGUGACCAGGCAUUUCACUUACAAAUCCCCUUUUCUGAAUAUGAAACAUAUUACUUAUGAAUACUGUUGCCUAAUCAAUAAAAAAAAACCUUUACUGUA